UGUUGCAACCAAACAGUGAAAGGGGGAAAAUCCCUUGUUGGUAACAACGGUUUCUCACAAAGCUAUACGUAUAAUUGAACAACAAAAGCAAUAAAGGCAAUUUGGAGGUCACAUUGCUGAAAGAGCGGUUCCUGUAUUCACGUAUUAGAGAUUAAAGUUUGAAAAUGAGUAACUUUUAUACGACUUACUUAAACGAGGUGCUGCAAAAACUGGGUCCACUGGAACGAGGUGAAACUCUUCAAUGUCCACCUGGGCGAGGCAACUAUACCGCGGUGGCUUUGGACUUGGAUUGUGGUGCUUCUAAAGCAAUAAAAACUGCCAUGCAAAAUACUAAACGAGAGCAUAGGGGAAACGUCGGUGGUGUGUUUCGUUCGUACAACAUAAAACGGAUUGAACGAGUUGGCAAUCAAAGCCUCUUGGACAAAUACAACAGCUUUAAAACUCAUGUUAGACCACCACACGAGAAAAUGCUGUUUCAUGGAAGUAAUCAAGUGGGUGAAAUACUCAGCGAAGGUUUUGACAAACAAGAAACCAAUCCAAACGGAAUGUUUGGUGCUGGCUUCUAUUUCACUGAUGUAUCUUCAAAGGCAAACCAGUAUGUGUUUGGACGCAAUGGAUGUCCAAGGCAUGGAGACACCUCUUGCUACCGUUGCGAACGACAGCUACUUCUCUGCAGGGUCAUUAUAGGAAACAGCUUGAAGCUUACCGAUGGUAGAAAGUUCGACACUGCCCCGCAUGGAUAUGAUUCAGUGACGGGCGUUCCAUCUCAGGGUGGACUUCGACAUAAGGAAUUCGUGGUCUACAAACAGAAACAGAUCUACCCUGAGAUUGUGAUUACGUACAAACUCAUGCCCUAAUACUACAAAUGACAUCAAUCACGGCCUACUAGACCUCUAGCAGGCAUCAACACCAAAUAUAUAUUAAUAUUAUAUUCGAACAAAAAUUUUAACUGACGUCGUCAUUUUGAUUUUCUACAAAUUCUAUACGCCAGUAAUGUAUGUAUAUAUAUUAAGCCUAUCAUAUAGUAUAAAAGGAGUGUAUCAAUAUAGCAAUGAAAUAUAUAUAGCGAUCAAAAAUAUUCAAGCAAACCAAAAUCGCAGAUUAAAAUUGUUUACUUAAAAAAUAAAUGUCGUCGUGAAAUUUAUGUAUGUAUCUUCCACGUAGAACUGUCCUCAGUUAAACGCUGUGUAACUGAAGAAGGCAAUCGAACAAACAUUUUUUGAUUUUCAAAGUU
Molecule: messenger RNA, 1234 nt
Organism: Ciona intestinalis (vase tunicate)
Lineage: Eukaryota; Metazoa; Chordata; Ascidiacea; Phlebobranchia; Cionidae
Source: RefSeq, a predicted model, not a curated record